Seminavis robusta is the source of this 762-nucleotide messenger RNA. Lineage: Eukaryota; Bacillariophyta; Bacillariophyceae; Naviculales; Naviculaceae. The record is from the annotation of a GenBank genome assembly.
AUGACAAAUCCAUGGUUCCCAAUUACCUGUGUUGUGGUCUAUCUCGUUGCCAUUUUUGCCGGUCAACGAAUCAUGGCGCAUCAAGAGCCUUACGUCAUGAAGAAGACAUUGGCCGCCUGGAACUUGAGCUUGGCCAUUUUCUCGCUCUUUGGAUUUCUGCGAGGUGUUCCACCGCUGAUGCACAAUUUUACCACCUAUGGCUUUGAAGAGUUCCUCUGCAAUGAUCCGCAAAACUCCAUUGGACAAUCUGCCACGGCUGUUUGGGGCAUCUUUUUUGUCUUGAGUAAACCAGCUGAACUGUUCGAUACGUUCUUCAUUGUCAUGCACAAGAAGAGACUCCUGCUGUUACACUGGUAUCAUCAUGUCACAGUGCUCCUUUGUUGCUGGCACACGUAUGUCAGCCAUGCUCCCGCUGGGCUUAUCUACAGCACCAUCAACUAUGGUGUUCAUGCCAUUAUGUACUUCUACUACUUUCUAAUGGCAAUCAAGUGCAAACCAAAGUGGUUCAAUCCGAAAUGGAUCACUCUGGCACAAAUUACGCAAAUGGUUGUGGGAAGUUUGGUGUCCAUCCUCUCCUUCCAUGCCAUUCAAAAACCUGGUUGUUGGGCCAAGUUUGAAAACAACACCAGCAUCCUUAUCAUGUACAUCAGUUACUUUUUCCUUUUUGUACAGUUCUUUCUCAAGCGAUACGGAUGGAGUAUCAAGACAAGUGUGGUGGAAACAAAGAAGUCUGCCAAGGCCAAGAAGAAGAAGUUGAUGUAA